Molecule: messenger RNA, 1725 nt
Organism: Pichia kudriavzevii
Lineage: Eukaryota; Fungi; Ascomycota; Pichiomycetes; Pichiales; Pichiaceae
Exons: 1
Coding region: 1-1725 (574 amino acids)
Biological process (GO): polysaccharide metabolic process
Cellular component (GO): fungal-type vacuole
Molecular function (GO): glucan 1,4-alpha-glucosidase activity
Source: RefSeq, a predicted model, not a curated record
AUGAAGUAUAUGAGUGGACACCAAGUCUUGGAAAUAUGUACAUGCAUGUUGUUGUUAUCAGCCACUGGGUUCUCUGCUCCUUCAACCUUUGUUGCUACAACCAACAUCCAAAAUAAUAACCAGCCGGUGCUUUUAUCCCCACCAAACCCAAUAUCAUUAUUCGAGUCGUUUAUUUCUUAUAUGAGGCUGUUGUUUUCAAGAAAUAAAAGAUUUAAAAAAAUAUGUACUUUUGUCGAUUCUGAUAUUGAGAGCAUCUAUGAACUAAAUAUCACGAUAAAUGAAACCUUUGAAUCAUGGCUUGAAGAACAAAAGCGAUUUUCAUUUGAUUCAAUAUUGGAAAAUAUUGGAGGUGUUGGUUUCAAGUACAAUGAUGUAGCUGAAGGUGCCGUGAUUGCCUCGCCUUCGAAAGAUCAUCCAAACUACUACUAUCAGUGGACAAGAGACGCAGCAAUUACAAUCUCUUCUUUAGUUGAAUUUUUAGAAGAUAAUAUCGAUAGUAUAGGUGGUAAAAAUAUGAAGAGGGUUUUUUUGGGAAUUGAGUCAUAUAUUAAAAAUAGCUACGACUUACAGAGAAUAGACAACUUGUCAGGCAAAUGGGAAACACUAGACGGGUUGGGUGAACCAAAAUUCAUGGUCGACUCUACAGCCUUUAAUGAGAGUUGGGGGAGACCACAGAGGGAUGGACCGGGAUUACGAGUAAUCACAUUAACCAACUAUAUCAACUUUUUACUCGAUAAUGACUUUGAUUUUCAAACUCCAAAGUUGAAAAGUUUUGAUUUUGUUUAUCAGGAAAUCUUAAAGCCAGACUUGUCUUACAUCAUGAAGAAUUGGAACAAAAACGGGUUUGACCUUUGGGAAGAGGUAGAUUCCUAUCAUUUAUUCACUUCUUUAACACUGUUGAAAGCCCUCAAAAAUGGUAUUAAAAUAUCAGAGAAAUUCAAUGAUGAAGAAUUUUGCACUAAAUUAAGAGAAACAUUUAUUGCAUUAAGAGCUUUUAUUCUGUUUGACAGCGGCUUUAAAAGCUUAAACGUACCCUACCUAAUUGAAACACCUUCCUUGUUAUACCUUGGCAAACGAUGCGGCUUAGACAUUGGCUCUCUAUUAGCAACUUUGAGGGCUCAUGACAUUGAUGAUCCUUCGGAUAUUAUAGAUAUCCCAUUCUCCGUCGAAGAUUCCGCUGUCUUGAGCACUUUGUUUGCAUUGGUGAAUGACAUGAAAUUUAGAUACCCAAUCAAUCAUGAAGACGGAACUUUUAGUAAGGGUGUUGCAUUAGGUAGAUACCCAGAAGAUAUAUAUGAUGGCUACGGUCUUAGCGAAGGCAACCCAUGGUUUAUUGCAACUGCAACGGCAUCAGAGGUGCUAUUCAACCUCAUAUAUUUGCUUUACAAAAAUGGAAAUGAUUUGAUCAUACCUAAAGAUCAGUUUUUCUUCUAUUCUAGUAUUGUUAACUUAAAUCCUAAUAUGAAAUCUGAUGAAGUUAUAAUGCCCUUUGGGUCCGAGGCCUUUAUCAAAACAACAUUGUCGCUGUUAAGGUAUGCAGAUUCAUUUUUAGAGGUCAUACACAAACAUGUUGCAGAAGGCGGGCAUAUGAGUGAACAAUUCAAUAAAUACAAUGGUUUUAUGGAAGGUGCUGAAGAUUUAACAUGGAGCUAUGGUUCCUUCUGGAGUGCAGUGAGGUGGAGAAGAAAAGCCAACCAAGUGGUUGAUUUAGUCCUAAAGAGUUAA